Molecule: messenger RNA, 903 nt
Organism: Penicillium bovifimosum
Lineage: Eukaryota; Fungi; Ascomycota; Eurotiomycetes; Eurotiales; Aspergillaceae
Product: sucrase/ferredoxin-like domain-containing protein
Exons: 2
Coding region: 1-903 (300 amino acids)
Source: RefSeq, a predicted model, not a curated record
AUGCUGCGCUCUUUGCUUUCCUUCGGCCGCACAGACUCCACCGGCCCCACGGCCCACACCAAGUACAUCUUCCCCAGGGUAGAUCCCAAAGAGGAUGGCCCUGAUUGUCUGAAAGAUUGUGCCGACUGCACCCUUCAAUUCCCAUCCAAGGUGAAAGUCGAGACCUCAAGACCUCUCUAUGGUCUGGUAAAGGAAUUUCAUUCCCACGUCCUAGUGGCAACUGGCCAGUCCGACUGGAAAGAAAGAAAGGUGGAAAAACAGGCCGGAAGUCUGAUGGAAGCAUUCCAUGAGACGAAAUCGGAGCAUGGCCGCAUCAUGGUCUCGGCAUCGAGUCUCAACGCUCCGAAUCAGUCACCCACAGAAGCUAGUUCCAACGAAGCUACAACUGUGCUGAUUCUUCCGGCAUUCACCUUCGUCGACUCCGUCAAGUACGCAGAUGUUCCAGACGUGGUGGCCCGAUAUAUCGACCAUCCCAUCGGCCCGGGAAAAGGCAACAGUGCCUCGACCACCACUUCUGGCAUAAGCAGUCGACCCUGUGAACUCGACUAUGUAAUCUUACUAUGCUCCCAUCGACAUCGCGAUGCCCGCUGCGGUAUGACGGCUCCGUUGAUCAAGCGUGAGCUGGAGCGCCAUCUCCGUCCACUGGGACUGGAUCGGGAUUCGGAUGACUCGCGACCUGGCGGCGUGGGAAUCUCCUACGUGUCGCAUGUUGGUGGACACAAGUUCUCUGCUAAUGUUCUUGUCUAUCGCAAAAAGGAUCAGCAGAUGAUUUGGCUUGCGCGUGUUCGUCCUGAGCAUUGCGAGGGUAUUGUCAAGUAUACCGUUCUGCAAGGGAAGGUAGUGCACCCCGAGUCUCAGCUGAAGGGUGGAUUUGAUAGGGUGCGUGAAUUGACCAGCUGGUAA